GAAAGGUAAGUAUCGUUUCUUUAGGUUGCUCCGUUACUCACUCACCUCUCGAAUAUACACUUUAAGACACCAUGUCGCUUCACAAGCAAGAUGAAGCGUGGAAUGCUCACCAAAGAGACCCGGAGAAGUUCUGGAUGCACCAAGCAGAUCAAGUAGUAUGGAACAAGAAACCCACGACGGCAUUCAAGCGUACGACUAGAAAGCUCAAAGAUGGCGUUUCUCAUCAAAGCUGGCAAUGGUUUCCCGACGGCGAAAUCUCUACCUCGUACAAUUGCGUUACGCGACACGUCGAGGCUGGAAAUGGCAACAAUGUUGCGAUCAAGUGGGACAGUCCUGUCACAGGCAAGAAAGAGAGCAUCACAUACGCGAAGCUUGAGGAAGAAAUCAGCAUAUUGGCAGGUGCAUUGCGGGAAGAGGGCGUGAGGAAGGGAGAUACCGUCAUCAUCUACAUGCCAAUGAUACCGGCUGCCCUGAUCGGGAUGCUCGCAGUUGCACGACUAGGCGCGAUUCAUGCCGUAGUCUUUGGCGGCUUUUCAGCAUCAUCUUUGGCACAGAGAAUCGACGCUUCAAGACCGAAAGCUAUCCUUACAGCAAGUUGUGGUAUUGAAGGUGCGAAAGGUCCACUCCCAUAUGAGCCAAUGGUCCGAGGCGCUAUCAAGCAAUCGAAGCAUAAACCACUGAAGACCCUGAUUUGGCAAAGAGACGAGCAUAGGUGGAAUGAGACGAAUAGACUGGACGGAGAGCGUACUUGGCAGCGUGUUGUCAAGUCAGCACGAGAUCGAGGUGUGCGCGCUGAGAAUGUACCCGUGAAGAGCAACGACUCUCUCUACAUCAUUUAUACUUCUGGUACAACAGGGUCGCCGAAGGGAGUCGUCCGAGAAGUCGGAGGACACGCUGUCGGCUUAAACUUCACAGUACGAUACGUAUUCGGUAUUUGUGGUCCUGGCGAUACAUUGUUCACGGCAAGUGACAUUGGUUGGGUCGUCGGGCAUUGCUAUAUCGUCUAUGGACCUCUGCUCGCGGGUGCAACGACAAUUCUGUUCGAAGGCAAGCCGGUCGGAACGCCGUCUGCAGACACUUUUUGGAGGAUUUUAGAAGAGAACAAAGUCAACACCAUGUUCACCGCACCGACAGCACUGCGAGCAAUUCGUAAAGACGACCCAGAGAGCAAGUUCUUCAAAAAGCGCGGAGAAGCUGGCGGUCUCAAAAAUCUCCGAGCUUUGUUCUUGGCUGGAGAGCGCAGUGAACCUGCAAUCGUGACGAUGUACGAUGAGCUGGUUGGCAAGUACUGUGCUGAGAAUGCGACCGUGAUCGACAACUGGUGGUCUUCUGAGUCGGGGUCGCCAAUGACAUCGCUGUCUCUUUUACCUGGCACUGCCCUCGAUUUUAACGACCAACAAUAUUACAAACCGCUUCCAAUCAAGCCCGGAAGUGCUGGCAAGCCAGUACCAGGCUUUGAUGUGAGAAUCGUUGACGACGAAGGCAAGGAGCUCCCCAAGGAAAGUAUGGGCAAUAUUGUCCUUGCGAUGCCACUUUCACCCACUGGAUUGACCACACUAUGGGGCGAGGAAGAUAGGUUCUAUCGCAGCUACCUCAAGCGCUUCGACGGGCAAUGGAUUGAUACCGGUGAUGCUGGAAUGAUCGACGCUGAUGGUUAUGUGCAUGUCAUGUCUCGAGCAGACGACGUGAUCAACGUUGCUGCACACCGAUUGUCUACCGGCGCCAUCGAGCAGGCCAUUUCCUCCCACCCAGAUAUCACCGAAGCAGCAGUAGUUGGCAUGCCUGAUAGCAUGAAGGGUCACAUACCUUUCGCCUUCAUCGCCACCCAAAAUCCACCCGACGGUCUAUUGAAAGAUCUGAACGACAAGUUGCGACAUCACAUUGGACCUAUCGCGAGUUUAGGAGGCUUCAUCGCCGCACCCGGAGUAAUUCCAAAAACUCGCUCUGGCAAGACUUUGCGUCGCUGUCUGAAAGAGAUUGUCGAGAACGCUUUGAAUGGCGACUUUGACAAAGACGUUGUGUACCCAGCCACAAUUGAAGAUCCAAGCGUCAUUGGGAAAGCGAAAGAAGCGGCCAGGGAAUACUUCACGAAUGGCGAUGGUGCGAAGAUCAAAGCCAAGUUGUAGAAGCCGUGUUGGAGUUGUAUGUAAGUGUACGUUUCAUGUUUGCUGCGAUCAGCCACGGCUCAAGAGUGACGAGAUAAUGGAUUGUAUAGCAAGCAAAUGAAGUAAUCGAAU
Molecule: messenger RNA, 2237 nt
Organism: Pseudocercospora fijiensis CIRAD86
Lineage: Eukaryota; Fungi; Ascomycota; Dothideomycetes; Mycosphaerellales; Mycosphaerellaceae
Exons: 1
Coding region: 72-2126 (684 amino acids)
Source: RefSeq, a predicted model, not a curated record